This is a messenger RNA of Malaclemys terrapin pileata, 2845 nucleotides long. RefSeq names its product protein S100-A5-like. Gene Ontology annotation, cellular component: cytoplasm; nucleus. Bases 1986 to 2282 code for a protein of 98 amino acids. Gene Ontology annotation, molecular function: calcium ion binding. The transcript has 3 exons. Lineage: Eukaryota; Metazoa; Chordata; Testudines; Emydidae. The record is from RefSeq and is a predicted model, not a curated record.
UCUCUGCUCUUCCCUUCUUGCCACGGCCCUUUGCAUCCUCCAGCUACCUUCAUUGCUGGCGCUCGUCCCAAACUUGCUCCCAGCCUCUGGCUGCUAAGCGACAGGUCCCCCGCCCGCCUGUGCAUCCCGCUCACCGGGAAAUCCCCUGUCACCACAGGUGCAGGUGCCACGCAGCAGCUGCUGCCGAGGAAGUGGGUGACAGGGCCCUUGUUGUUUCCUUUAGCCCUAGGCCCAGCCUGUGCCCAUAUAAACGGGCAGCUCCAGGCCUGGGCCUGGGUGGGAUUGUCCCCCCAAGCGCUGUUAGCGAGAGGCGUCGCCCGAGUCACUGCACACCAGGGACUGGCUUCUGCUGAGUGAAUCUGGAGUCACUCCUUUGGCUUCAGUGGAGCCACUCUGGAUUGACACCGGUGUAACUGAGAACGGGACAAGUCAGAGGCUCACGUGGGCAGCGGGUGUGGGGUUUGCCCAUCUGACCUGCAUGCCUGGGCCAUCACAAGAGCAGGUGCAGGAGAAUUCAGAUCUGAGUUCAAGCAACAUCUGGAGAGCAAUGGGCAGGGAGGGAGGUUGCAACCAGGAUCCUGGCAACAAGAUCAGCUUUCCAUUGGUCCUCUGGCGUGCUAGAAACCCGGGCUCCCUCGGGGAGCUCCGAGCAUAUAAAAGGGAGCUGCCUACUCUGCUCUGGACUCUCUGCUUUUCCCUUUGCUCUCGUCUUGGUAAGUUGGUUUUGUUUUAUAACAUUGGCUCUUGUGGCCUUUAAAAAACUGACUCUCCAGAGUGCCGCCUCGGUGGGUUCUCUCUCCCUCCCCUCACCAGAUGUGCCACACCCUUGGCAGCGUGCCCAGGCUUAGCAGAUCCUCUCCGCAGCUGCGCACACCCCUCCCUGGCACACAGCGUUAGAAGGCCCUCUCGCCAGAGGUGCAUGCCCCUUUCUAGAUGUGUACACCCCUCCCUGGCACACAGCGUUAGAAGGCCCUUUCGCCAGAGGUGCAUGCCCCUUUCCAGAUGUGCAAACCCCUCCCUGGCACACCGCGUUAGAAGGCCCUUUCGCCCGAGAUGCAUGCCCCUUUCCAGAUGUGCACACCCUCCCUUGCAGGCACAGUGCUGGGGGAUCCCUGCCACAGCUGUGCAGACCUCUCUCCAGGUGUGCAUCCUCCCCCCAGUUAUUCCCAGUGCCAGGGGGCUGCCUCCCUCCAGCUGUGGCAGUCACUCUCCAGGAGGCGUGGGUUGAGCUGCAGGGGAGCUGGCUCUGAGAUGCUUCUGGGCGUUGGCACAGUCUCCUUGGCGCAGUUCUCCCCUGGCUGGCUGCUUAGACAUCGCCUGAUCUCACCUGCUUUCCGGCUCCUGAGCUGAGAGAUAACGGGGCCACGCCGAUUACGUCACUACCAUCUGGGGGUCCCAGGGAAGGUGGCUUGGCUCCCUCCUUUGCACACUCAGUAACAGCACUGGCCUCACCCGGCGGUGCCCUGCUGGCUCCAGUCCUGGCACCCUGGAUCUAGUGGCCCUUUGGACUCUCUCCCUCCCAGCCGGCUCUAAGGGACGCUACUUUUCCAAGAGGAACCAGGAUUUUUUAAACUCCUCGUGGGAAUGUUGGCUUGAGAUUCCCAGGGGGAAUUCCUGGCCUGCUACAGCAGCAGUUUUUCUGUUUGCCUGGAUGCUCUGUGGCUCAUUUUCCAGAGGCCGGGUUGGCAGUGAAGGCUGGGGGCAUGGUGGCAUUUCCCCCACUUCUGGGAGAUUCCUGCCUUGUUAACUCAUCCUGAGCUUGCCUGCUUCCCCCUGCAGGAUCUUUGCUGCUGCCCUUAGUUCCCUCUGUCCUGGAGAGAUUUGCAACAUCUGAGUUGGUGGGAUUUUCAUGGGAAGGGGACAGGGACCGAGAGAGUGAGGAACCCAGAUCUGAUUGGAAAACAACAAAAUUCGACACCGAAUUCCCUUAAAUGCCUUUGAAAUUCCCAGCCAGUCAGACCCACCUGCUCUGAUUGCUCGGACCGAUGUGGACGAGCGCCAUGGAAACGCCUCUGGAAAAGGCCUUGGCAACCCUAGUCUGCACCUUCCACAAGUACUCGGGGAAGGAAGGCGACAAGAUGACCCUGAGCAAGGGGGAACUGAAGGAGCUGGUGAAGAACGAGCUGGGCCUGGGGGAGAGAAUGAAGGAAGGCGGCAUUGAGCAGCUCAUGAAAAGCCUAGACCGGAACAGCGACCAGGAAAUCGACUUCAAGGAAUACUCGGUUUUCCUGUCCACCUUGUGUAUGGCCUACAACGACUUCUUCCGGGGACAGAGCAAAUAGCUGGGGGGAGGGGGGCCUGAGACCGGGACACUGUCCGGCUGCUUUCAAUAAAAAGCGUUCUGUCCACCGUUCUCCCAGUGUCAUGUGUUUCCUUCCAUCCACCCUGCUGGGCCGUCUAGCCAGGCUAGAAGAUCUCUUUUCUCUUCGCCUGUCUGUCGGUCCAUUCCCCACGCCCCUCUAUCGAGCCAGCUCGCCUGCAAACUCUUCAGGGACAGGGGCUGUCUCUGCAGGCCCUGGCACAAUGGCCCAGAGCCUCGUUAUUUAGGUGCCGGACUCCCAGUGGGUCCCUUUGAGGAUGUGGGUGGGGCCCUGAUCUCAGUCAUGGCCCCAAGGGCACCUAGAACUGUAAUAACAACACACCCUGGGCCUUGGCUGGUUUCCAGGCUCCCGGGAGGGAGCUGGGCUGGGAGAUGACUGUCCUGCGGCUGGAUGGGCGGCGCUCUGGGGUCAGUGGGGGGUGGUCUGUGGGUCACGGAGGGCAGCCCCCCAGUGCUAUCCUGCCUCGCUGGUGCCCCUGGCCCCGGGGGAAUCUGCCAGCAUUGCUGAUCGCCCCUUGCCUUCCC